Messenger RNA from Zea mays, 412 nucleotides. RefSeq lists its product as uncharacterized. NCBI's taxonomy places the organism in Eukaryota, Viridiplantae, Streptophyta, Magnoliopsida, Poales, Poaceae. The transcript has 4 exons. The coding region runs from base 86 to 412 and encodes 108 amino acids. The record is from RefSeq and is a predicted model, not a curated record.
AUCUGGACAGCCAUGGAGGACAACCAAACUCCUCUCCCAUGGCAGCAUUUUCCCCCAUCCGAGCUCCACCCAUGGCGAGAGGCCAAUGCCGCCCAGCUCACUGUCUAGGGCGCCCAUAAAAUUCCAGCAGCGAGCUCCACCGCCGAUCUACGCGGCCCCAACUUUGCGCGCUGUCGGCUCGCUGUUUUGUGGAGCCCCAUGGACAGCGCGUCGUCGACGCCCGCCGUGUGCUCGCUGUUUUGCGCAGCCCCCAAUCGCGCCGUCGAAAACCGUGCUAGUGGUCGACGCCGCGCUUCGCGCCUUGCCCGUUCGACGAAAUGCCAAGCCAUGUGGACAGCCCAUGCGUCUAGUCACGACUCGUUCAGGACCGAGAGAUGACGAUCGUGCAAGUAAUGUGGUUAUCGGAUGUUGA